CGUCGUCUCUCUCUUUCUUUCCAUGUCUCUCUUUCUUCCUUUAGCGAACCAGAGAAGAAAGCAAAACCAAAGGCUUCUUCUAUCCCACAUCUUCGAUCACUUCCAUAUUCCAUCUCUGAAGAAAAUCUGUAUUGGCUAGAGACGUCUCUUUCUUCUUCUUCUUCUUCUUCUUUUGAACUUUUAUUCUUGUACACUUCACAGUUUGACUGCACUCUACCUAAACCAAUCUUAUGGUCUCUCCCAUUUUAGAUCAUUUCUCAGUCAACUUUUUAGCUCUGUGCCUAAAUAGGCUCAUAUUAUUACACUGUUAUAUAGUACUCUCAUGCCACUUUGCAUGAACUGGUUUCAAGUUCCCCUCUAAUAAUGGCUUUUCCAUCUUGUAAUGUAGCUAAUUAGACAACCCAUUUUGCCAUUUUAUUUAAUUAUUUAUACUGCUUCCUGACACUCUUUGUUUUGCAAUAUUUUCUUCUUGAGAGCUUCUGUUUUCUGUUUGAUUAGCGGGCAAUCCUUACUUCAGUGGAUAUUGAAAAAAAAGGCUCUCUUAUUUGUAUUUUUAAUUUUGGUUGUAUUUAUGGUGCCUCCUCCAAUGGUGGAGCUGCAAUCUUGUGCUAGCUUGGUCAAUACCUCAGCAUUAUGUGCUAUAGAGCAAGAAGUCAAAGGAGAAAGUGUCAACGUUAUAGCUGAGAUUUCAGCUGAGUUACAAAGGGAAAGACAGAAAAAUGCAGAGCUUAUGAAGAAGAUAUCUUUUCUUGAAGCUCAAAUACAGGAAAGAGCCAAGGACUCUCUUUGCACAAAUGGACAGGGCAGUUGUCCUACUCCAAGGGAAACCAACUUCAAAAAGUUUAAGAAGCAGAAGACAGAGACAGUUAGUAAUGGAAAUGAUACAGAAAAGACUAUCAAAAGCGAAGACUCUUCAGAGAAGAACCAAGAAACAAAAUGCUUGGCCCAGAAAGACCCAUUUCUAGAGAACCGUUUAGUAAACUGGAUGAGCAUGGAUGAGACACAGUUUUUGCAAUAUGAAAAGGUCAAAGAUGGUGAGUCUCCUGCAGAUUGUUAUGAUACAGAUGAAAGUGAUGAUGAAGAGGAUGAUUAUCACGAAGAUGAUGGUAUUAACAAUGAGCAUAAAGAAAGGGAAGCUAAUGAAAUCUCAACAACUGCAAACGACGUGAACAAUGUUGUCGUAGAGCCAUUACAUCACAACCUACUGACAAAUGAAGAACUACCUGAAACACAGCCCAUUUCUGAUGAGAUUGAGUUGAUCAGAGACCAAACCAGAAAACAAGAUGAAAAUGUUAUCAGAGAUUAUAAAUCCCCACCAACCAGUAUCCUUAAUAUGGGGAGGUAUACUAAUUGUUAUGCAGGAUCAGGGAGCAUAUCACAUAAUAAAAAACCUCCAAAAGUGGCCUUCUGUCCAAGAGAAGUGAAGAGAAUAAUUGAGUCUGAAGCUAUUGAGCAAAAGAAUGCUCAAUCCCACACCAUAAGGAAGAUCAUUGUGUUCGCAUCACUUGGGAUAAGGCAUGGAUGUGAAGAUAUGUAUGAGUUGGAUUUUAAUCACUUUAGCAUUUUGAAGAAGGGAGAGCCAUAUGAGUCUCCUUCUAAUCCAGGGGAGCAUGUUCUAUAUGAGAAUCCUCAAGUUAGGAGGAAAGUUUUCUAUCCAAAUCGACAGAACCCAACAUUAUGUCCUAUUCAGGUACUAGAGGAAGAGAAGGCUAUGCGUCCAUCAGAUUCUAGCUGCCCAUCGUGCUUAUUUCUAUGUAUAAAGUAUGGAGGAAGGACAAGAAAUCUUCCCCAAAAUGAAUAUGUCAGACAGCGAAUGGGAAGGAACAAGCUUAAGUCUUUUGGUCCACUUAUAUGUCGAAUGGUGAUGCUAGCUCAUGUUCGAAGUGGGAGCUUCUUCUUCAAGGCCUUGGGCAUUACACUUCUCUUCAUGGCUGGUUUUCCUGAUGAUCUAGUUCAAAGGGAAACCAAGUACCGGAACUUAGACUUGCUUCAGAAAUAUUACAGGACAGAUGAGGAGGCUGAAGGAGAAGAUUUGUUUCUCCCACAUCAAAUUGUUUCUGACUCUGCUAGUCCUGGUUCCCAGCAACUCACAGGGAAAACAUGUUCUACAAAACCAAAGGUAAAGAAACAGGCCAACUCCAGCUCCAUCAGUAAGCCUAAUAAUCAUAACACACAAAGAUAUUUAGCACUCCAAAAACCGGGACAUUUGAGCUCCGGACCUCCUUCUCAAUUUGGAUUAAUGGGGUAUACAUCCAUUCAUACACAAGCAAUGGCAGCAUUUCAUCAUCAGUCUAUCCCACCUCAGCCUCAGACGCCAUUAGAAAUCUCUAACUCUGUAAUUGCCAACUCUAGUACUAAUGUCCCCUUCCCAAACCAAACCCCAUAUCAUCAUCAUCACACACUCCCACCACAGCCAACAAAUCCAUUUGUGCCAGCUUUAAUGUAUUGGCCUCCUCCAAACACAUAUCCUCCUGCUACACCUUACACACCAACAUAUGGUUAUCAAUCUUUCCCUUCAGCUGGAAACUACAUUUCCAUUCAUCCGCAGCCUUAUUAUACUCCUUUGAUACCGAAAAUCGUAGAAGGCGACCGCAAGAAUGACACAGGCUUAAAUGAUGAUGCUAAUGAUUCUGAUAGUAGUUCGAGCAGUACAGAGCCAAAGAAAAAUCAGAAAGUUGGCACAGAAAAAUAAAAUAAAAUAAUGUACUAGUCAUUCAAUGUGUUUCUCAUCUCAUGCAGUAAUAUCUUGUCAAAUAAUGAUCACUAUAUAGAUCAUUUGAAUCAUUUUUGGGCCUCCUUUGCUCGGUGAAAAUAUGUAAGUUACAAGAUAAUCGUAUUCAUGUGCAAUAUUAUAGCUUCAAA
Molecule: messenger RNA, 2862 nt
Organism: Humulus lupulus (European hop)
Lineage: Eukaryota; Viridiplantae; Streptophyta; Magnoliopsida; Rosales; Cannabaceae
Exons: 6
Coding region: 572-2692 (706 amino acids)
Source: RefSeq, a predicted model, not a curated record